This is a messenger RNA of Neltuma alba, 4514 nucleotides long. Its product is annotated as pentatricopeptide repeat-containing protein At3g48810. NCBI's taxonomy places the organism in Eukaryota, Viridiplantae, Streptophyta, Magnoliopsida, Fabales, Fabaceae. The record is from RefSeq and is a predicted model, not a curated record. Bases 861 to 2855 code for a protein of 664 amino acids. Gene Ontology annotation, molecular function: protein binding. The transcript has 3 exons.
AUCGUCCUCUGCCCUGCGAUUCUGCCUUCUAAGACCAAGCUUGAGCUCCUGCUGCCUCUUCUAUUCUACAUCCUCUUCCCGGCAACUCUCUCCGUGUUCGGCGAGCAGAGACAAAGCAAGGCGCCGCAAUUUUGAGUUACACAACCUGAGAUCCCGGCGGCGAGGAGGCGUUGCUCCGUAAGGUGGCCGGUAUCUAAGAUUGCGGCAACCAGGAAUCUGAACUCCGCCGACGAGGAACCGAUGGCAAGGAACCGCAAAUUAAUAAGUAACUUUCUUAAAUACAUAGUUUAGAGUGAAUGCAACAUGGAAUUUGGUGACCAAAAAUUUUUGAAGACUAAUGAUAAUAGAACUGAUGAGGGACUCGGGUGAUGAACUUGAAGAACACAUAGUAGAGUUAUUGUUUGGUUUGUUCAACGUGCAAGUCUCGAGCCCAGCUGCUGGCUGGACGAGCCCUUGUGGGAGACUCUAUUCAUCUGAGUUGGAAACUGCUGCAUGGUUCUGUCUUGGUCGUCUGGCAAACCAAGGUUCUUCAUAGACUUGCUUUGUGGAGAAUUUUGGGCAUUAUGGUCUUUUCGAUUCCAUGAGGAGAGAGUAGACAAUAUUGCAUUAUUUUCAUUUGCCAAGUGACGACAUUCCUGCAUCUGUAUUCGUGUUUUUUGUGUUUCCUGAUUAUCAAGGUCACUAAAUUGAAACAAAAGAUUCACAGAGCGAAGAAUGUUUUGUUCUGAAUUUUUGGUGGCGGGCAAGAGGGCUGGGCUACCCCAAAGUCAUCCUUGUAACCGAUUUCUUAGUCUGUUUUCUCUUGGGUGUUCAGCUUCUUGAAUCUAAAGCCGAAGGCUUCAAUUCAUUUGCAUAAUACUAUGUAUUUGAAAGAUGGAUGUUCUUUAGUGUUAAAAGUGCGCAAGCCUUCAAUUCCCUUUGUACUCAACACGAAACCAAUUUUUGAUCCCGAUAAACCCCAAGUUGAAUCUGCAAAUGUGUCCGUUCUUAAGGAAUCCGAAGUUGUGAAAAGACUGAGACAUGAGCAAGAUAUUGUGUUGGCACUUGAAUACUUCAAGUCCUUGGCCAAUUCUGGAGCUUUCAAACACACCCAUCUGACAUGCCAAACUAUGAUUGAGAAACUGGGAAGAAACUGCAAUAUCGAUGGUGUUCAAUAUCUUUUGCAACACAUGAAGUUGGAAGGAAUAGAUUGCUCUGAAGAUUUAUUCAUCCGUGUUAUACAUUCUUAUCGACGAGCUGGGUCAGCUGAUCAAGCUUUGAAGAUGUUAUAUAGGAUAAGGGAAUUCGGGUGCAAACCCACAGUCAGGAUAUACAACCACCUGCUGGAUUCGUUGCUGGAUGAAAAUCGGUUUCAGAUGAUCAAUCCUGUCUAUAACAACAUGAAGGGAGAAGGUAUGGAUCCAAAUAUUUUCACCUAUAAUAUUCUUAUCAAGGCUCUCUGUCGAAAUGGGAAGGUGGAUGGGGCUUGCAAGUUGCUUGUGGAAAUGUCAAGUAAGGGUUGCCCUCCAGAUGCAGUGAGCUACACGACUAUUGUAUCUUCUAUGUGUAAGAUUGGUCAGGUGGAGGAAGCAAAAAAGCUAGCUGCAAGAUUCGCACCUGUGGUGCCUGUUUAUAAUUCUUUGAUACAUGGAUUAUGCAAAGAUUAUAAAUUUAUGGAGGCCUUUGAUUUGAUCAUUGAAAUGCUAGAUAAGGGCAUUGACCCGAAUGUUAUCACUUACUCUACAGUCAUCAGUUGUCUUUGUGACAUGGGAAAUGUUGACUUGUCUCUUGCUGUACUUGGCCAAAUGCUUAUGAGAGGAUGCAGCCCCAAUAUUCAUACAUUUGCUUCCUUGAUGAAAGGCUAUUUUUUGUGUGGCCGAUUGGGUGAGGUUCUUAGCUUGUGGAGUCUUAUGAUUCAAGAGGGAGUUAAGCCCAAUGUUGUUGCAUAUAACACUUUAAUAAAUGGUCUCUGCACCGAUGGUUAUCUAGAAGAGGCUAUAUCUGUCUGUAAUCAUAUGGAAAAGAUUUGGUGCCGUCCUAAUGUUACCACGUAUAGUUCUCUUAUUUAUGGUUUUGCAAAAGCUGGAAAUUUGCGAGGUGCUUCUGAGACAUGGAACAAAAUGAUCACUUGUGGUUGCCACCCUAAUGUUGUAGUAUAUACCUGCAUGCUGGAUGUCCUUUGUCAGAACUCAAUGUUUAACCGGGCUCAGCGUCUUAUUCAAAUCAUGGACAGUGAUGGCUGUCCUCCAACUGUUGUUACGUUCAAUGCAUUUAUUAAGGGCUUGUGCUCCAGUGGACGAGUAGAAUGGGCAAUGGGUGUGCUUGAUAUGAUGGAGAAAUAUAAGUGCUCGCCUAAUAUCAUAACAUAUAAUGAGUUACUGGACGGUUUAUUUAGGGUUAACAGAUUUAAGGAAGCUUAUGGGCUUAUUAAGGAGCUGGAAGAAUUGGAGGUGGAACUAACUUCUGUUACUUAUAAUACUAUAAUGUAUGGAUUCUCUCAUGCUGGAAUGCAAGAACAAGUUUUCCAGAUUUUCGGGAAAAUGUUGGCAAAUGGAGCAAAGCCGGAUACCACUACCAAUAAUAUAAUUAUUUAUGCAUACUGUAAAUGGGGCAAGGUUAGAACUGCCAUGCAACUUUUUGAUAGGCUUACAGAGAAGAAGGAGUGGCGUCCAGACAUAGUUGCAUAUACUAGUCUUCUGUGUGGCAUUUGUAAUUCGUUAGGCAUUGAAGAGGCCAUUGUGUAUCUUCAUAAAAUGACAACGGAAGGAAUCUUUCCCAACAUCGCUACUUGGGAUGUCUUGGUACGCUGCUUCUUUAACAACUUAGGCCAUAUGGGACCAAUUCGCAUUUUGGAUGAUGUAUUGGGUAAUGGAUAGUGCUCAACUUUUUGCUCUGCCUUAAUGAUUAAGACACUUAUCUACAGAGUGGAAUACAUGCUCAUUUUUCCUGACACUUGCAAACAGGAGAAAGUGUUGACGAAUGAAUCUGAAAUAGAAGAAAAUGUAUUGUGCCGGCUAACACUGACUGUGUUCUGGAAUUAAAAUGAAAAAUGAAGGGAAUGAUUAUGAGAGGAAAUGAAAGACCUGACUAUUGUUCUCCCAAACGUUAUGUUCGAGAGUUGACAAGGAAAAUGAAUGAAAGGAGAAGUCUUCACCUUGGCAGUGCAUAAAAAUGAUAACAGAAUAUGAGAUGGGAGUUUAUUUUCCCUGCUUUGGUUUGACAAGCAAAGGGAACGCAAAUUAACAGUUGUUUGGAGCUCUACAGGAUCUUGAGGGGAAUGGAUUUUCUGUAGGUGGAGAAUGAGGGGGAUUUAAACUCUAUUUUCCUUCCUCUAUAAUUAGAAAAAGCGGUUCAAACAAGAUUUAACGAGUGUCUAUUUUCCUUUUCUCCAUCUAUCCACAGUCAGAAACGCCAUAAAAGGGAGCGAGGAGGAAGUUCUUGUAAAACAUGCAAGAUGUUUUGAUGUUUAAGCCCUUAGUUGCUGUAUUAAUGAGUAGAAAAACAUUGAAGGUCAAAUGGUUUACGGAAAGUUUUUCGGAAAAAUCUAAGAUGCAACUCUUCUCUAGGAUGGAAGAUGUAAUUCUUGCCUUGGGAUCCACUCGAGGUCAGGAUCAAAGCUGUUUCAUAAUGUUGCUCAGCUUUGACUCUCAUCAUCAAGUUACCAAUGCAUCUUUAAUGUUAAAAGAAAAAAUCAAUUCCAAAAGUCUGCUGAGUAUGGAUUGUCGAAGUCCAACAAAUCUGAUGUUGGAGAAGGCGUUAAUUGAGCAAGGUCUUUGAGAGGAUGGGGGAUGAGGAUGUUGCUUACUGCGAGUACUUCAUUGAAAAGUGGUCAGAAUGGAAAAUAGAGAUUGUGUUGCUUUCUGCUUUACAUCCACCAACAAGUUCAUGGAGAAUUUAUGGAAUUAUACCGUCAACUGUAUUCUGGAUGAUGACACUGCUUACAUUUAACUAUGAAAAUAUCCAAGAACGCCAUGAUGAACCUACAGUUGUUUUUGUCCAAUGUACCCGAGUGACAAUAUUGACAGUUAUGUAUCCCAACACCCAUCAACAUCUAAGAAGAAUCUUAGCAGAGAUUCAUGAGUGAACAAGAGCCGGUAGGACUUGCUGAUAUUUGUACCCCGCGACUUUCAGUUUCCGUGUCUACAAAGGCAAUUAAACAAGAGCAAUAUAACUGGCUGAUGUUUAUUUGCAAGUUCUUUUGUUUUUAGCGAGGAUGACACUUUGGGACGAGAAUGACUACUUAUGUGUAACUCUUUUGCGAUGACAGGAAGUUAUAAAAGUUUCGCUGCGUUUUGAUUCAAACUUAAAUUUUUCUUUUCAUGUCCGUCCCAAGUUAACAUCUCUCCUGUGCAACACACUGGUCAAAGUUUAUAGUUAUGUUUGUAAACUGUCAUAGUUAAUUUAGACCAUGAUAGUGUUUUCUGGGUUGUACUUCCAGGAAGCAAGCAGCGGAGUAACAAUUUUCAAGCCGUAUUAAAUUCACCACUGGCCUCGUCAAACAAUUUAUUUAAGCUACUUGCUGAUUCACAGAGGUU